Messenger RNA from Neomonachus schauinslandi (Hawaiian monk seal), 2664 nucleotides. RefSeq names its product glycoprotein nmb (gene GPNMB). Gene Ontology annotation, biological process: cell adhesion. Gene Ontology annotation, molecular function: integrin binding. The transcript has 11 exons. The record is from RefSeq and is a predicted model, not a curated record. NCBI's taxonomy places the organism in Eukaryota, Metazoa, Chordata, Mammalia, Carnivora, Phocidae. The coding region runs from base 85 to 1764 and encodes 559 amino acids.
AGAAGAGCACUGUUGUUCUUAGCGGGGGGAGCCAGAGGAGUUAAAAAGUUAAACCUUGAUUGCCUGGGUCUGUGAGAAUUCAGCAUGGAAUGUCUCUACUGUUUCCUGGGAUUUCUGCUUCUGGCUGCAAGAUUGCCACUUGAUGCCGCCAAACGAUUUCAUGAUGUGCUGAGCAAUGAAAGAACUUCUGAUUAUAUGAGGGAGCACAACCAACUGGCUGGUUGGUCUUCAGAUGAAAAUGAAUGGAAUGAAAAACUGUAUCCAGUGUGGAAGAAGGAAGACCCAAGGUGGAAAAACUGCUGGAAAGGAGGCCAUGUGCGGGCGAUUCUGACCAGUGAUUCACCAGCACUUGUGGGCUCAACUAUCACGUUUGUGGUAGACCUGGUAUUCCCCAGAUGCCAAAAGGAAGAUGUCAGUGGCAACAUAGUCUAUGAGAAGAACUGCAGAAAUGAUAUUGGUCCAUCUCCUGACCUGUAUGUUUACAACUGGACCGAGGAAGGUGGCUGGGGAAAUAGCCCCAACCAACACCAUCACCACGUGUACCCUGACGGGAAGCCUUUUCCUCACCACACUGGAUGGAAGAGAUGCAAUUUUGUCUACGUCUUUCACACACUUGGUCAGUAUUUGCAGAAAUUAGGACGGGGUUCAGCAAGAGUUUCUAUAAACACAGCCAAUGUGACACUUGGCCCUCAACUCAUGGAAGUAAUUGUUUACAGAAGACACCAACACGCAUAUGUCCCCGUCGCAAAAGUGAAAGACGUGUACGAGGUAACAGAUCACGUUCCUGUAUUUGUGACUAUGUAUCAGAAGAAUGAUCGAAAUUUAUCUGAUGAAACGUUCCUCAGGGACCUCCCCAUUAUGUUCAAUGUCCUGAUUCACGACCCUAGUCACUUCCUCAAUGAGUCGGCCAUUUACUACAAGUGGAACUUCGGGGAUAAUACUGGUCUGUUUGUUUCCAACAACCCAACUUUGAAUCACACAUACGUGCUCAACGGAACCUUCAGCCUUAACCUCACUGUACAGGCUGCGGUACCUGGACCUUGUCCUUCGCCUUCGCCCACACCUCCGAAACCCACCUCUCCUUUAUGUAAGUGUUUUCCAACCGGUGACAACCCCCUGGAGCUGAGGGAGACUCCUGAUGAAACCUGCCACAUUAACAGAUACGGUUACUUUAGAGCCACCAUCACGAUUGUAGACGGAAUUCUGGCGGUCAACAUCAUCCAGAUGACGGACGUUCUGGUGCCCGCGCCACAGCCUGACAACUCGCUGAUGGAUUUGGUCGUGACCUGCCAAGGGAUCAUGCCCACAGAGGUCUGUACCGUAGUUUCUGACCCUAGCUGCCAGAUCACCUACAACACGGUCUGCGACCCUGUAGAUGUGAACACAGGUGAUUCGUGCUUACUGACUGUGAGAAGAGCCUUCAGGGGGUCUGGGACGUACUGUCUGAACCUCACUCUGGGUGAUGAUAGAAGCCUGGCCCUCACGAGUGCCCUCGUCUCUGUCCCUGCAAGAGACCCAGCUUCCCCUUCAAGCAUGGCAAAUGGUGCCCUGGUCUCCGUUGGCUGCUUAGCCAUAUUUGUCACUGUGAUCACCCUUUUGGUAUACAAAAAACACAAGGAAUACAAAUACCUGAUAGGAAACGGUACUGGGAUCGUGAUCAAAGGCAAAGGCCUGAAUGUCUUCCUCAACCACGCAAAGGCCCUGUUCUGCCCUGGGAACCAGGAACAAGAUCCAUUGCUCAAACACCAGCCGGGAACUGUUUAAAUCUUCAGCUUUCUUUCUGACCAACAGCUCACUCCUCAGGUGAGCUAUGCCAGAGUUGAUGACUAUUAACUUCUGUUCCUAAAGAUUAUUGUUAAACUCUCUACUGGGGCUUAGGGAGGUCCAAAGGGUUUUUUUAUAGGCUAAAUGACAUCUUAGAGAAGUGGAGAAGAAUCACACUGUGCACGACCUCAGCCGUGUUAUAGAACUGAUAAAACCAGUUAGCACUGCUUUCUUUCAUUAUGAUUUAUGUUUCACUUAUAAUGUCUUAGGUGAUCAGUGGGGUAGACACGCUAUGUCCAAAGAGUAGGGGGAGAAGGUGCUAUCCCUUAGAGUCUGGCCUCAGUUCACUGGAAGGAGAGGCCGGACGCUUUCUAGCUAUCCGUGUUCCAAGCUAACUGAACACUACUUCAAUGAACAUGCACGAGCUCCUAGCAAAACAGUAAUGGGCCAAACAUUUAGUGUGAUGUGCAUGCCUCUUACACUAAAACAAAAAUGUAUAUACUAAUCUAAUACAUGGGUGUGAAUAUUUUCCUGACACCUGCCAUGCCCAGCUGUGUAAAGGAAUGCUGAUCAUUCAUUUUUUCUGUAGACCUCUACUGAGUACUUUCUGUGUAUCAGGCAUGCUUGUUAGGUACCUGGCCCUACAAUCAGAGUGCUCACAGUCUUGUAUAUAUAUAUAUAUCAAUUUCUGUGCGCUCAGUGCACGUAUUUGAAAUUAUAUAUUAUGAUUUUCCAAAGAAGGAGGCCCCUGCUUUUCCUACUGGUUUCUCUACUUGAAUGAUAUAGGGACUUGAUCAGUAAGGGUUUUACUUCCAUUUGUAAUUAAAACUCUCUACCAGAUGUCAGACAGGACAUGCUUUUUUUUCUCCUUCCUGAAAAAUAAAGUACGAAAAGAGAUAA